AUGGAGCUGUACUCCACAGUCCUUUGGCACAUGAACAAGCAAACCGAGCUAUCUCAUGACCAUGAGCAGGCGUUGAAGUGCUUCAAGCGAGCGACGCAGCUGGAUCCGAAAUUGGCCUACGCCUAUACACUUCAAGGCCACGAGCUAGUGGCAAGCGAAGACUACGACAAAGCCCUCCAGGCUUACCGCCGGGCACUGUCGGUGGAUAAGCGUCACUACAAUGCGCAUUACGGGAUUGGCAAGGUGUACGAGAGACUAGGGAAUUUGGACAGAGCCUGUGUCCAAUAUCAUACGGCCGCGAGCAUCAACCCGACGAACGCGGUUCUUUGCUGUUGCAUCGGAUCUGUACUGGAAAAGCAGAACCGGCUAUCACGGUCUCUGCAGUACUACAGCAAGGCCAUCGAACUGUCUCCCAAAUCGGUCCAGCCAAGGCUAAGGAAGGCGAGAGUGCUUCUCGCCCGGGGCGAUUACGUGCCAGCCCAGGAGGAGCUCUUGAUCUUGAGAGACCUGGCCCCCGAUGAGGCCAUGGUGCACUUCCUCCUCGGGAACCUCUACAAGCUCACUGAUGAGAGAAGGCUGGCUAUCCGCCAUUUUACGUUUGCGCUCGGACUGGAUCCUAAGGCAUCAUUGCAGAUAAAGGAGGCAAUCGAGAGCCUCGAGGAUGGGGAUGGAAAGGACCUCUCAGUUCGCGGCAAGGGCGGAAAGGGUCUUGGCAAGGGUGGUGCCAAGCGUCACCGAAAGAUUCUUCGUGACAACAUUCAGGGUAUCACUAAGCCCGCCAUCCGCCGUCUCGCUCGUCGUGGUGGUGUCAAGCGUAUUUCUGCCAUGAUCUACGACGAGACCCGUGGUGUUCUCAAGUCCUUCCUCGAGGGUGUCAUCCGUGACGCCGUCACCUACACCGAGCACGCCAAGCGCAAGACCGUCACCUCGCUCGACGUCGUCUACGCUCUCAAGCGCCAGGGCCGUACCCUCUACGGUUUCGGUGGUUAA
Molecule: messenger RNA, 990 nt
Organism: Parascedosporium putredinis
Lineage: Eukaryota; Fungi; Ascomycota; Sordariomycetes; Microascales; Microascaceae
Source: the annotation of a GenBank genome assembly